Macrosiphum euphorbiae (potato aphid) is the source of this 4344-nucleotide messenger RNA. The record is from the annotation of a GenBank genome assembly. NCBI's taxonomy places the organism in Eukaryota, Metazoa, Arthropoda, Insecta, Hemiptera, Aphididae.
AUGGAAGACUGGAUGGCAGCGUUAAAAGUCACAGCCAGCAGAGAUAUUUUAAAUCAGCCGAUUGGUGUGGAUUUAAAUGAUUUUCUGUCUGGAAAUCAUUCGUGGCAUACUACAUCUCAUGCACGUCCAACAUAUUGCAAUAUCUGCCGAGAACAGCUAUCAGGUGUCACAUCUCAUGGAUAUAGUUGUGAGGUAUGUAAAUGUAAAGUACAUAAAAGAUGUGUGGACAAGGCGAUCAGUAACUGCAAGUGGACUACAUUGGCUAGCGUUGGAAAAGACAUAAUUGAAGAUAAACAAGGGAAUAUUUUAAUGAUACACCAAUGGAUGGAAGGAAAUUUACCUGUUUCAUCCAAAUGCGCUGUCUGUGAUAAAACAUGUGGAUCUGUCUUAAGGCUCCAAGACUGGAGAUGUCUAUGGUGCAGAGCAACAGUACACACUGCAUGCCGCCCUAAGCAUACAAUUAAAUGCCCAUUGGGGUCUAAUAGAUUAAGUGUUGUGCCUCCCACAGCUAUACAUUCUGUCGCUAGUGAUGAUUCCUUAGAAGCAAUCCAACCCCAUGGAUGUUCCCCAUUAUUAGUAUUUGUCAAUUCUAAGUCCGGUGACAAUCAAGGUAUAAAAUUUCUCAGACGAUUCAAACAAAUAUUGAAUCCAGCACAAGUAUUUGACCUCAUUGGUAACGGCCCUGGACCUGGGUUAAGAUUAUUUAGACAUUUCAAUCCGUUCAGAGUGUUAGUAUGUAGUGGUGAUGGUUCUGUUGGCUGGGUACUUUCUGAAAUUGAUAGGCUUAAUAUGCAGGUGCAGUGUCACGUUGGUGUACUACCUUUGGGCACUGGUAAUGACUUAGCAAGGGUAUUAGGUUGGGGCGCAUCUUGUGACGAUGAUGCCCAUUUGCCACAAAUAAUGGACAAAUACGAACGAGCCAGUACUAAGAUACUUGACAGAUGGAGUAUAAUGGUAUAUGAACGUAGCAUUGAUGUAGGUAGUGGCACAAAACUAACAAUGAAUUCUGGGGUACAAGAGGGUAUUAGUUUAGAAUCAGCCAUAUCUACAUACUACAAUUAUAUUAUGACUAAUUUGAACAUUAUUUUGCAAACUCAUGAACACGAAACAAUUGUUAACACAGCCAAAGUGUUAUGUGGUACUGUCAAAGAUUUUAUUGUAUGCAUAUCAGAAAUUAACAAUGUUAUUGACAAUACUGAAUUCAAUGAAAUGCGCCAAGAUUUAAAGUAUAAAUUAGACACACUUUUAAAACUUCUUCAAAAAGAAGAGUUCAAAAUAACAUAUCAGACCAAAAAUGAAAUAGUACAUAAUAAUGAUUUAAAUGAAGAAAACAUGCACAUUAAUAUUAAUAAAAUAAUAAAUAACAAUGUAAAAGAUUCCGAAAGUAAAGCCAUAAAAAAAGUCUAUAAAAAGCAAUUACUUGAAAGAGCUAAUAGCCUUGAAAAAUCAGUUACAAAAUUAAUUGAACAUUCUGGCAAGGCAGCUUUUCCUUCUACUAUUGUGACUCCACUGGCCAUGUCAGAACUGCUAUCACCAAGCAUCGAUAAUAAUCUGAACCUUCAACAGCUAACUCCUACAUCUAUUGCCAAUCCUAUAUCUAUUUCUCCUAUACCAAUGUUAAGAAGAGAAUCAUCGUCUUCAACAGAAUUAAAUAUUGAAUCUUUACCGGUACCUGUAGAAUUUUCCGAUUCCCGUCAGGAAAUAGUUUUGGAUGAUCAAAAUGCUGUGAUGUCUGAAGAAGAUACGAGUACAUAUCAAACUUCACAGUAUGAUGAUUUGAAUAGUUAUUGUCAAAUAUACGAAACUGAUAAAUUAAAAAAUGAGUGCAAAGAUCAAAUUAGUGAACCACUAAAAACAUAUCCUGCAUUUAAAAUAAGUGAAGAAGAAUCUUUAGGAAAUAUUUGUCAUAUUGAUUCAUCUGAAGCAUCAGAUGAAAUACCAGAUAGUUAUAAAAUGUGUGAUAAUAAAUGCCCAGCCUCUUCGUCUCGUUACAGUUUUCGCCAAGCUUGUCAAAGCCAAUUUUCACGUCAUCGACCUAAAUUGAAUUUUGGUGUAAAUGAAUGUAUGGAGUCUGAUGUAGAUGUAUCAAAUUUAAUAUCCUCAUCCCCGGACGAUGAAGAAAGUGAAGACUUUCGUAAAGAGCUUAUAGUUGUAGAAAAUAGUUCUAAGAAGUGUAGUAUUGCACAUUUUAUUGAAGGAAAUGAUAUUGCUCGAAGAUCAAUUAAAUGCCGUCAUCUUAAUAAAACAUAUAGUGAUAUGGAAACUGACAUUGAAUUUGGAUUUAAAAAUAUAACCAAGGAAUCAGAAAAAUGUGCUGUCAAUAAGGGUUUAGAAGUACCAAAUGAAUCAAAAUUAGUUACAGAUAAAAAUGAAAUAAAUGUCAGAAUUCAAGGUUCUAACGGUAAUAUAAGUACAAAUGGUGAUAAUUCAUUCCUGCUUCAAGAUCCUAAACCAACAAGUGAUGUUUUUGAAGCGGAUGAUGAUGAUGAUGAUGAUGAUGAUGAUGAAUUACAUAGUUUCAAAGGAUUAAAAAGAAGUCAAACAAUGACUGGUCCAGCUGUGGUCAUAAAUCCACCUUCUCCCCAGAAUUUCUCACCUAAUAAAUUGUGCGAUGUGGAAGAAUCACAUCUGGACUGUAGAAGAAAUAGUUUUGACAGUUGUCGGAGACUUUCUGCAGCAUCGCCUGUCAUGUUAAAUGCUUCACCUUUGCGAGCUUCACAUAGAAUUUCUAGUAGCACAGCAUUAAAUAAUCGAAAUCAUUCUCCUACACCAUGCUCAGUACAAAAUUAUACAUCACUUAAACGUAAUAAACAUUUACCAAUCAUCAAUCCAUUGGUUACUUUACCUACUUGGCCUAAUGUAACAGAAUCAAGUUUAAUAAGUCAAGUGUUAUUAGCAAAUGCUGAUGCUCUAUGUGCUCCUGCUGUACCUUUGAUGGACCCCGAUGAAACAUUGUUAGAAGGAUUUUUUGAAAAAUGCAUUAUGAAUAACUAUUUUGGUAUUGGCAUAGAUGCUAAGAUCUCAUUAGAUUUUCAUCAUAAACGAGAAGAACAUCCAGAAAAAUGUAGAUCACGGACUCGAAACUACAUGUGGUAUGGAGUAUUAGGAAGCAAACAGUGGUUACAGAAAACUUAUAAAAAUUUGGAUCAAAGAGUACAACUGGAAUGUGAUGGACAAAGAAUUCCACUUCCUUCAUUGCAAGGAAUUGUAAUACUUAAUAUUCCAAGUUUCAUGGGCGGUACAAAUUUUUGGGGUGGUACUAAAGAAGACCGAGUCUUUUUAGCUCCUAGUAUUGAUGAUAGGAUAUUAGAAGUGGUCGCUGUGUUUGGAACUAUCCAAAUGGCUGCAUCACGUUUAAUAAACUUACAACAUCAUCGCAUUGCCCAAUGUACUACUGUUCAAAUAAAUAUUAUGGGCGAUGAAGGGGUACCAAUACAAGUAGACGGUGAGGCAUGGGUACAGCCUCCGGGAAUGAUUCGUAUAAUUCACAAGAAUAGAAUGAAAAUGCUAUGCAGAAAUAAGGCACUUGAACUGUCAUUAAAAUCGUGGGAAGAAAAACAAAAACAAAUUAAACACCAGAGUAAACGCACUCAUAGCCAAUCACUAUGUAGAUUUACUCCUUUAAGCCACGAUGAAUGGACUAUUCUAAAAGAAUUUUUAGAUGCCACAAAUAACUUAACUGAACUGAUCAGAGAAAUAUUACUGAAACAAAAAUUAUUUAAAGGAGAUGAUUUGAAAAAAUUAACUGAUUCUACUAAUGAUAAUGUUAAAAAAAUCAGUAUUAUUGAACACGAAAUGAAGGAAAAGGAAUUGCGAUCAGUAGCAACUGAUAUUGUAUUAAGCACAAAGCGUUUACAUGAAGAGACACUAACUAUGAUCAGAAAUGCAGGAAAUGUUUUUGAUGGAGAAUUUGUAGUUAAACUUUCAUUGGCAUUCAGCAAACUUGAAAAUGAAUUUAAAAAAUGUCUCAUAUCAUCUAAAGACUCUGAAGGAGAUAAUGAUUUAUCAUCAUGUUAUGUUUAUUUCCUCAACAAUGCUUAUGAAACGGACAAGUUGUGCCGUAAAGGACAGUUUUGGCAAAAGUUAUGGAAAGCUAAUGUAACGUCUUCUAAACGACUUGGUCAAGAUAUAUCCAACUGGAGUACAGUGGAGGUGGGAAUUUGGCUCGAGUCAGUCCAGUUGGGAGAGUACACGGAAGUAUUCGCCAAUAAUGAUAUUCGGGGCAAAGAGUUAUUAAACUUAUCGCGACGUGACUUAAAAGAAAUCGGUAUAACCAAAGUAGGUCACCUAAAACGCAUACUUAUGGCUAUCAAAGAAUUAAGCACAGUCCAUGAAGAUCAUUAA